AUGGCGAAAAGAUUUAUUUAUUCUCCGUGUCAAAGUGUACAUUUAAAGUUUGGGGAAGCAUCUUAUGACCUUCUCACGGAUUUCCUUUUUAAUCUCAACAAAAGAAACAAAGAAAAUCUCGACAGUUUAUCACAAUGUAGCGGAGACUUCAAAGAGAAGAGACUAAUGGAGUUCAUUUUCCUGAUAACUAAAGAACUGGGCCUCGAUCCACUGGUUGGGUACCAUGCUAUUGAAUUGCUUCGAAGGUUCAUGGUUAAGCACCUUGAAGAUCUGUUCACCACACCGACCCCUCAAGGUGCAGCUGCUGAUGAACCACAAAGUUAUGAGGAUGUUGUUUUUGACAAGCUCAAGGCGAAAUUCCCCCUAAUCGUCUUUUCCUGCAUCCAACUUGCAAGCAAACUGUCUCUGCACAGUCAUAUGAUCAACAACAAUACUGCUGUGCGCUUUCUGCAAUCGAUGGGCCACAGUGUUUCCAAGCAGACUGUCCUGGAAGCAGAGCUGAUGGUCUUGAAAGGGCUUGGUUUCAGACUAAAUGCUACUAAUCCUCUGAUGUAUGUGGAAAUACUUCUGGAAGUGCUUGGACAUAAUGAACCAUUUAUCCCUGUGGAACGCCUGUAUCACCUUUGCCACCAUGUACUCCAGUUCGUCAGCCUGCAGAGGACUACCAUUUAUCAAUCCUUGUUGAUGACUACAACUCAGUGUCUCAGCCCUCCCAGGGAACAGAGAGAGAAGUUUGAGACAGUAACUGAAGACUGCAUGCUUCUUGCUGUUGGUGUCAUCGCCGUGGCUACCUUCAUCCUCUGUGUCAGAAAAUGGGAACAGGUGGUGAGAGAACUGAGCCACAUCACAGGGAUCUCAACAAAGAGCAUCAGUGAUUUUGCUUAUGUGACAUUGAUGCACAUUGCUGGAGCCAGUUCAACUUGA
Messenger RNA from Scomber scombrus (Atlantic mackerel), 924 nucleotides. RefSeq names its product cyclin N-terminal domain containing 1 (gene cntd1). The transcript is spliced from 7 exons. NCBI's taxonomy places the organism in Eukaryota, Metazoa, Chordata, Actinopteri, Scombriformes, Scombridae. The record is from RefSeq and is a predicted model, not a curated record. Gene Ontology annotation, cellular component: site of double-strand break. Gene Ontology annotation, biological process: reciprocal meiotic recombination. The coding region runs from base 1 to 924 and encodes 307 amino acids.